AUGGCGUCCACCGCUUUCAGCCUCAAUAUCCCCCAAGACACUGCAGACGAUGGCUCACUCCCCAACAAGCGACAGCAGGAUCCUGUAAUACCCCCCGACAGCGGCCUGUUGUCUGCUGUAGAGGAGACCUGUGUUGCCGUAGGGUCGCAUUACCGUCGGAAGCUGCUGGACGCGUUGAGUGGCAUCGAAGGGCAUAAACUGUUGCUCCUCGAGGAAAGUCUUGCUGCUGCAGUCUCUUGCUUGGUAGACGCCGCAGCGCUGCAGCAACAUGGGGUGGAACGGUGCUUUGCACUGGGUGCCUUCCCGCUCUCAGUGUCUUCCGUCCCCUCGCAAACGGCUCUAGCCCCAACGGUUCUCUUUCUCUGCCGUCCAAGACUCUCGCGUCUGCCUCUCAUCAUCCGCCACAUGGCACAAAUAGAGGGCUCAUUUCCUCAGGCGCAGGCUCCUGCAUCCGCCCACGCAGAGUCUUCAAACUGUCCUCCUGCAGCGGAGGAAGCCCUGUGGAGUUUCCCUCUGCCCCCAGCCACAUCCAAGAGCGGCCGGAGGUAUGUUGUGGCAUUCAUCCCCAAUCCUUCAGAGUUCCUUGCAGGAGAAUUGCGGCGGCUUCUUUCCUCCUCCACUGCACAGCAAAGUGCAGCUGAAGACAGUGCGUCUUCUUCCUCCUCCUCCUCACUCAUACCAGCCGCCGCUGCGAGCCUCAUCUCCAACAUCAGCAGCACCCUCCUGCCUCUCGGCUCUACGCCCUCCACCACCGCCACAAGCCACGCUUCCCUCAGAAGCGUCAGCUCCGACUGCGUGCUGGUGACGCACUGUCCUCUCCGUCUGUUCCCCGUAGAGAAGGACCUCCUGUCUCUUGAGAUUCCCAACUUCUUCAGAGCUUUUCAUGGCCAGGGAGACCCUACCCUCUGCAAGCAAGUCGCAGACACAGUGGUGUCGCUGCAGGAGGAGCUGCAGCAGGGCGUCCUCAUUCCCAACCUCCGGUGUAUCGGCAGCGCAGCCAAAAGCGUUGCAGACUUCCUCAUACGGCGGAGACGCGAGCAGCAGCAGCAACGACUGCAACUCGAGGAAGCCAGUCUAGGGGUUGCUGCUGCAGGCACCGGCCUCCCUGCAGACUUAGUGCCCCCCGUUCACUCCGUGCUUGACGUUACCGAUCUUGAGGGGCCCCCUACGGCCCAAGCGAACGGUCCCCAGGGGGCCCCAGGGGCCAUAGGGGCCCCUGCCCUGGGGAUGGGGCCCCCAAGGGGGCCUCCCGGGAGGCCCGUAAUGCCCCAUAAAGCGGAUAUGCUGGUGGUAUUUGAUAGACGCGCAGAUCUCGUGACGCCUCUCUGCACCACCUUCACCUACGAGGGGCUUUUGGACAGCAUGCUUGGCAUGGAUGGCAGCGGGAUAGAGGUACCGAAGCAUCUUUUACAGCAGCAGCAGCAACAGCAGCAGCAGCAGCACCAUUUAGGCUCCAAGGCUUCUGCAUCUGAGGCGUCUUUUUCAAGUGGCGGCGUGGAAAGGGACCUGGUGAUGAUAGAGCCAGCCCGUCGGCAGCGAGUUUCCCUCGUCGGUGAUUCAUUGUAUGCGGCUCUCAAGAACUUGCACCAAUCGGAGGUUGGCGGUGCAUUGCAUCGGGUGGCUAGCGAUAUCCAGCAAACGUACAGAGAAAAGGAAAGCUUGCGAACCAUUGCGGAUAUCAGUUCGUUCAUGCCCAAAUUCAAGGCAAAGCAGCAAGAGCACUCUUCUUUGAGUCUUCACGUGAAGCUCGCAUCUUUCGUGUCGGCUGUCGCCAAGCAUCCCGCCUACCACCACAGACUUUGCAUUGAAGAUCAGAUACUGCAAGGGGGUGGCACAGGCCCCUCGGGGACCUUUGGGGCCUGCAGUGUGGAGAUGUUUGAAGCGUUAAUCGACGAAUCUGCCGCCACAGAAGCUGCAGCGGCCUCUGGGUGCUGCUCUGCUGCUGCGGCAACCCUCGAUGACGUAUACAGAUUGAUGUGUCUGGCAUCGGUGAUCAACGGGGGGCUUAAGGCUAAGUAUUUGGAGCCUCUAUUGCGCAGUGUUGUUCAGCAGCACGGACUCCCAGAGCUUCGGAGAAUAGCCGCCCUCCAUAAGGUCGGCUUACUUAGGGAGCAGCAAGCGCAGCGAUCCGGGAAGGCCGCUGCUUCUGGCAUGGGCUUGCAGAGGUGGAAGCUCAUAAAGGACAAAUGCAGAUUGAUGGUGGAGGAAGACCAAGCGGCUAGGGAUAUCGCAUACGCAUGUUCCGGCUACGCUCCUCUUUCUAUCAGGCUUCUUCAGCUCCUCCACGAAAGCCCCCUGGGCUGGCGCGCGAUACCUGACAUUCUCAACAGCCUGUGGGGACCUGCUAUGGAAAUUCGCCAGCAGCAGCCCCUCCCGAAGGUGCCUCAGCAGCAGCAGCAGCAGCAGCAGCACAGGGGGGGGGAGGGCAAAGCCUCAGCGGGAGCUUUGGCUGCCUCCAACACCAGCAGCCACACCAGCGGCCCUCUUGUCCCCCCUGGACCGUCUGCAGUCGCCCCCGUGCUAAUACUGAUGCUCUUUUUAGGUGGUGUUUCUCACUCGGAAAUCGCAGCAGUCCGGCGUCUCAACGAGAUAGAGAGGAAGGGAGGCGUCAAGUCAGAACAGCCAGAAGGCUACCGUCAGUAUCUUAUUCUCACCACUGAAAUCCUCACGCCGCGAAAGCUCUUCAAAGGCAUGAUCAACGACGUUGAUUGA
Cyclospora cayetanensis is the source of this 2712-nucleotide messenger RNA. RefSeq lists its product as uncharacterized. Gene Ontology annotation, biological process: vesicle-mediated transport; intracellular protein transport. Bases 1 to 2712 code for a protein of 903 amino acids. The record is from RefSeq and is a predicted model, not a curated record. Gene Ontology annotation, cellular component: vacuole; CORVET complex. NCBI's taxonomy places the organism in Eukaryota, Apicomplexa, Conoidasida, Eucoccidiorida, Eimeriidae. The transcript is spliced from 2 exons.